AUGAUGAUGAGCCAGCGGCGAGGAAUUCAUCUGGACCAAUCAGAGCUGCUUUGCAAGAAAGGAUGUGGUUUUUAUGGCAACACUGGUUGGCAAGGCCUGUGCUCGAAGUGCUGGCGAGAGGAAAAUCAGCGAGAAAAGCAAAAACAGAUUCAAGAAGACUGGGCACUUGCUGAGAGGCUGCAGAGAGAGGAAGAGGAAGCAUAUGCAAGCAGACAUCAGAAGACCCAAUCACAGCAGAGCAUCACACCCUUCAGCAAGUUUGAAGAAAGAAAAACUAAGGAAAAGUCCAGCAAAGUCAACACAGUCACAAAGUUUUUUACUCCAUCCAGUAAAACACCACCAAAAAAAGAUGCUGCUCUUUUUGACUCGCAGUCCAGCCCAAGUCCCAGCUCCUCAGCAAGCCGACAUUCCUCUGUGGACAGUGAUCACGCAACACGAGAGUUCAUAGAUUUUCUCAAGCCUCUGAAGUCUGGCAGGGAGAUCUUCAAACAGUGUCGAGCCUUCACUGAGAGCAUGGUCUAUAAGCGGGACAUGGGCGCUGAUGAGCUGUCAGAGUGCGUGCAGGACUUCUACCAGAACCUCUCAGAACGCCUCCAGACCCAGUUCAAAGGUUCGACAGAUCAUGUAGAGAGUGUUAUGGAUGAGGUAGAGAAGUACAUGAUGACUCGUCUCUACAAGGAAGUCUUCUGUCCUGAAACCACAGAUGAUGAGAAGAAAGACCUGGCCAUCCAGAAGAGAAUCAGAGCCUUGCACUGGGUCACCAUUGAGAUGCUGUGUGUUCCUGUAGAUGAGGAGAUUCCUGAGGUCUCUGACAGUGUAGUCAAAGCCAUCACAGAUGUGAUUGAAAUGGAUUCGAAGCGUGUGCCCAAGGACAAACUGGCCUGCAUUACUCGCUGCAGCAAGCACAUCUUCAACGCCAUCAAAGUCAGCAAGAAAGAGGCUGCAUCUGCAGACGACUUCCUGCCCACGCUCAUCUACAUUGUGCUGAAAGCGAACCCUCCUCGACUGCAGUCCAACAUCCAGUACAUCACCCGUUUCUGCAACCCCAGCAGACUCAUGACUGGAGAGGAUGGUUACUAUUUCACUAAUCUGUGCUGUGCUGUGGCCUUCAUUGAGAAGCUGGAUGGCCAGUCUCUGAACCUAAGCUCUGAGGAGUUUGAGCUCUACAUGUCAGGCCAGGCUUCCCCCCACUGGCCACAGGCCUCUGGAGCCUCCUCCUGCUCUCCAGGCAGCGCAGCUCUCAGCCAGGUCCACAAAAGGCUGGACCUGCUAACUGGACUCGGAGAAAGACAGGAGCGGGUCAUGGAGAAGGCUCGGCAGCUGGAGAGUGACCUCAUUGACUGGACGGAUGAAGUGGAGCAAAAGGUGCAGAGCGUCCUGGAGAGCUUUCCACUGGAGACACAAAACCCCCCUGCAAACACUGCCAGUGGGACAACAUCUGCAGCAUCAUCGGCGAUCGACUCCGAUAAUGUCGAGAACGAGCUUCUUCCCCCACCACUGACACCACAAGUGUUUGCUGGUUGAUACAACGAUCCACAAAAAUCCUCUAGAGGCUUUACUCCACCCUCUCCCUUUUCCCUGCUGUUAAACUUUGCUGUUCGUACAGUUAUACAGCAGCUCUCUGAUACAGAAACUGUCUGUUCCGUCCAACCUUCCAGGAACAGUUUGGCAUCUUUUACACUUACUUGCUUUCUUACAGAGAGUUAGAUGAGAGGAUUGAAACCACUUUAAUGUCUGUACAGGAUAAUAAGAAGCUGCAGUCAUCUGCUUUUUAGCAUAGCUUUGCAUAAAGUUUGAAAACAGGAGGGAACCGAUAGCUUGGCUGUGCACGUUACAAAAUUGAUCUACCAGCACUUGAAAAACUCACAAAUUACCAUAUCUUCUCUUGUUUUAAUUUGUGAACAGAAAGGACAGGUUAUUGAGCUUUGUAGUUGCUAUGCUAGCUGUUUUACCUGAUUCUAGUCUUUGUGCUAAGCUGAGCUGACACUGUCCUGGCUGUAGUUUUGUGCUAUAUUUACCUGACAGAUGUGUUAGUGGUAUUGGCCUCCUCAUCUCACUCUCCACCUGAAAGCAAAUAAAUAUAUUUCCUAAACUGUUCAACUAUUUCUGUAACAUCAGGCAACAUGAGGUGGAGUCCUGGAGGGAAAGUACACUCCAGGCAUUAUGUCCAGAGAGAAAAGUCAAUGAUUUGUUGGAGCAACUUCUGUUACAGUUUAUAAUAAGCAGAAAAGAAGUAUAUACAAGUACAAUGAAGGUGCUCUUAGAUAGGGGAGACAAAAGUUUAAAAAGAUUUCAAGUCACUCCUCUGGCAAAUAAGGUAAAAAGCCUUUACUGAGAUGGCUUUUUUACGAUGAAAUUAAAAACAACAACAUAGACACAGCAUAGACAAUAGUAGUGCAUAUUCAAAUAGAGCUUCGAUAAUCCAGCAUGCUCUGACUGUUGCUUUACGAGUGAGGCAGGCCAGGAAAGCGCCUGGAGGCAUGCUGCUGAGAUGCCCAGAUCACCUGAACUGGCUCCUUUUAGAGUAACAGAGCAGAAUAUCUCCACUCUAAGCUCUUCCCAGACACAUCAGUUUGUCAUCCUCAGUACUUUUUUUUUUUUUUUAAAUCACUGUUACAUUUCUGCAUACAGGAUACAUUACUCAGUUUUUAAACAAGUUUCAGUUGUAUAUCCAAACCUUUCAGACAAAGUUUUUGUCCUCAUGUUUUGUCAUGUGUCUUCAGGUGUAAAUUCAUUAGCUGAGGUUCAGACUGACAUGUAGAACCCUUACUGUCCAAGUAACAGCUAGUGAAUUAACAGGAAUUUUCAGUAAAUUAUGGUUUGAGGUAAAGGAAAUGGGGAAAUGAGAAUGAUUCCACUUCCCCUCACUAAAUUUCCUUUCCAGCUCAUUCUUGUGAUUUGUGCUGUAUUUAGUGUGUUAUUUCCUGUCUUACGGAGAAAAUAGCCAGAGAGAAAGAGUGUGUGUGUGCGCGUGAGGCGGUUGUGCAUGUGGCCAAGUGUGCGUGCGUAUUGCAUGGAGAUGCUCCGUUAUUGUCGAUAAAUCAACAAGUCCUCCAGUUGUGCGUGCGGAUAUUGUAGUCUCGUUUCCAUGGCAGACCUCUCAUUCCAGUCAUAAGCUGGAUGUACAGAAGUGAUUUUAUUUUUCUAUAGAGUGGCAGGUAUCAAUUCUUCUGGAUGCAGUAGGAGACAUUAAUCCUGUAAUAUUUACAGUAGUUAACAUUGCUUGAAGACAUGUUAUAUGAAUUCUAAUGAUUGAACAGUCCCAAGAAGGUGUCAGCAUGUCCACUAAAAGAACAGUUUUAGGUGAAUUAUUUUUAUUAGUAUUGUUUGCUCUGACAGAGCUGUCGGAUUGCAAGAAAACAAAGAUGAUACUGUUUCCUUGUAAACACAAAACAUCAAAAUCACUCCCGAGGCUGCAUUUGCUUUACUAGUGCAGAAUAAUCAAUACGACCAGUUUAAUUUAUUUUAAAGCACUUUUGUUUGAUUUUAAAGGUCUUAUGUUAGAGUGAAGGAAUGAAAUGUUAAAAUUCUAACUGAUGAAAACAGUGUUGCCACACAGAUUUAGACAGCUGUCUUUUGGCAGUCUUAUAGUGAAGGAAAUGUUCAGUAAAAUUGUAUGUUUGAAAAAAAUGCGAAAGGCACAUCUUUUUUCCAGUUCCUCAUGAGCUAAAUUUUCCUUAUGUUGCUAGACUUGAAUCUUUUUGUUCACAUUUGCAACAGUGUAGUCAGUGUGCAGUUGCUGUCAAAUAUUAGUUUGAGAAAAGCCUUUUAAUGCAAAUUUAAACUAUAGCUUGAAUAACUUCAUAUUGCACUGUAUGCAAAAGCCAUUUAUCAGGUGUUUUAAAACAUCGUCUUUGUUACCUUUUAGGUUUGUUCUUAUAUCACAUGGGAGAAAUUACCUCAAUACUGUCUUUUAUUUAAAAGUAACUUAUUGGGACAGUAUUGGUAUAUUUGCAUCUAUGGGUGUGUGAUGAUUAAUAAAAAUAGAAAAUGCA
Molecule: messenger RNA, 3995 nt
Organism: Amphiprion ocellaris (clown anemonefish)
Lineage: Eukaryota; Metazoa; Chordata; Actinopteri; Pomacentridae
Gene: rabgef1l
Product: RAB guanine nucleotide exchange factor (GEF) 1, like
Exons: 8
Coding region: 1-1524 (507 amino acids)
Biological process (GO): vesicle-mediated transport
Cellular component (GO): endocytic vesicle; cytosol
Molecular function (GO): DNA binding; guanyl-nucleotide exchange factor activity; zinc ion binding
Source: RefSeq, a predicted model, not a curated record